Messenger RNA from Vigna radiata var. radiata (mung bean), 1887 nucleotides. RefSeq lists its product as uncharacterized. The record is from RefSeq and is a predicted model, not a curated record. The coding region runs from base 1 to 1887 and encodes 628 amino acids. Lineage: Eukaryota; Viridiplantae; Streptophyta; Magnoliopsida; Fabales; Fabaceae. The transcript is spliced from 2 exons.
AUGGAUUUAAUCCAACAAUCCUUAGACCGACUAGUGCACGUCCAGUCGCUACAUCACACAACUGGUGGUUCUACGUCGACCAACUCCAACAAUGGUGACACUCAUUUCCAUAAGGCGUUCCACGUUAAGGAAAUUUCUCUCGGUUUUCCGUAUUUUGAUGGCCAUUGCCCGGUGUUGGAGUGGAUUUUUAAAGCCGAAAAAUUUUUCGAUUAUCACCACACACCUGAUGCCGAUGGAGUGGAUAUUGCUGCAAUCCACUUUGAGAAGGAUGUCGUUCCUUGGUUUCAAAUGUUGCAACGUCUUUCGGCAAUAACGACGUGGGCAGAAUUAACAGCUGCGUUGGAGUCGCAGUUUGGGCACUCACCAUUUGAAUGUUCGAUGGCAGAGCUUUUCAAAUUACAACAAACAGGGUCAGUUUUUGAGUAUUACCUCAAAUUUAUGGCCCUUGCGAAUAGAUCAUCUGGGUUAUCAGCAGAUGCUUUGCUAAAUUGCUUUUUGAGUGGUCUUCAUACUGAAAUUCGUCGUGAUGUUAUCGCUCUAUCUCCAACCUCGUUGUUGAAGGCGGUUGGAUUGGCGAAAUUAUAUGAGGAAAGAUACUUGCCAACCUUGAAGAAUAGUCCGAUGCCUAUUCGAUGUUAUUCCCCUGUGGUGAUAGCUUCCAACAAUGUUUCACAGCCCAGCUCUAAAUCCAUUGUUAAGUCUUCCCUUCCACCAUUACUACCAACUCCUCAUACGCCACCAUUCAAGGAUUCCACUAUAAAAAAAAUAAGUGCAGCAGAGAUGCAAAUUCGUAGGGAGAAAGGAUGGUGUUACUUUUGUGAUGAAAAAUUCACGUUCAAUAAUAGAUGUUCGAACAGGCAGAUUUUGCAAUUAGAGGACCCUGUUAAUGAAGAAGGCCCUGCUUCUGUUGACACUGGUCAAUCCCUCAUUCUCGAGGACACCCAGGUUGAUAAUCAUCAUUUAUCUCUUAAUGCUCUAAAAGGAGGCACUGGUGUGGGCACUAUCAUAUUUUUAGCUUAUGUGGACAAGUUACCUAUUUCAGUGUUGAUUGAUGGUGGUAGUUCGGACAACUUUUUGCAGCCUCGUAUUGCAAAAUUUUUAAAACUUCCAGUUGAGCCCGCUCUUACAUUCAAGGUGAUGGUGGGCAAUGGUAAUUAUAUGACUGCUGAUGGCUUGAUUCAGAACUUAACUAUUCAGGCUCAGGGCAACACAUUUCAGUUUCCAGUCUAUAUUCUUCCUAUUUCAGGGGCUGAUCUUAUAUUGGGUGCUAGUGAGGUAGAGCAUAUUCCAAUGUCGGCUCAUUUACAUCAUAUUCGUAGAAUGGUUAUGACUCAUUCUAUAGCUGAGGUGUAUACAAUGGAGAUGGUAGAUCCCUCUCCCACUUUUCCGGUUUUUCCCGAGUUACCUAUGGAUAUGAAACCUGAAUUGGCUUUGCUUUUGAGUAAUUAUGUUGAUAUUUUUGCUACACCGACAUCUUUACCUCCGUCGCGGGCACAUGAUCAUUCUAUUCCCUUAUUGGAGGGUGCUGGACCUGUCAAAGUGAAAUUGUAUCGUUAUCCUCACAGUAAAAAAGAAGAAAUAGAAAAGUUAAUAGCUGAUAUGUUAAGGGCUAGAAUUAUUCAACCGAGUAAGAGUCCUUUUUCCUCUCCCAUCAUCUUGGUUAAGAAGAAGGAUGGUUCUUGGCGUGUAUGUACCGACUAUCGUGCUCUUAAUGCUAUUACUAUCAAAGAUAGUUUUCCUAUUCCCACGAUGGAUGAAUUAAUUGAUAAAUUAUUUGGAGAUUCCUUCUUUUCAAAGCUGGAUUUACGUUCUGGUUACCAUCAAGUUUUAUUAAACCCUGAAGACAGACACAAGACUGCAUUUCGUACACAUCAUGGACAUUUAUAA